Protopolystoma xenopodis is the source of this 924-nucleotide messenger RNA. NCBI's taxonomy places the organism in Eukaryota, Metazoa, Platyhelminthes, Monogenea, Polystomatidea, Polystomatidae. The record is from the annotation of a GenBank genome assembly.
GGUCUCAUCUACCUGCCUAACUCUAGACUGCAUCCAUGUGGCGCCAUCUACCAGCUGAGGCCGGCGGAGAACACUUCUUUGACACCGGAAUUCCAAUAUCCUCGUUUUCCAUCGCCAUCAACCCCGCAUAAACUCAUAAUUACUCAGCUAUCAUGCAGCUAUAGGACAGAUACUUCACCUCGAUUUUUCUCUUCUUAUUACACCCCAACUUCCUCUUUGGCCUCCCAGUAUUCCCCUUUGUCUUCUCAGACCUAUUUUCCUUUUUCAUCAAAUUUUUCAAACACGUUUUUCGCUUCUUUUGCAUUUCUAUCAUCAUCAUCAUUAACUUUUGUCGACGUCGCCGAAAAAAUCCCUUACAUCUCACAUUUUGCAUCAUAUACAGCUUCGCCUUCCGUUUGGACUCCUACUUCAGAUCAAUUUGUAACCCAUUCUACUUUGGAUCUCUCCGCUUUAAGACGCAAAGAGACUGGUAACUCGGCUAAAUCUGAGCCCGUCAAUGCCAUCUCUGAGGGCAACAUCGACGCUUUAAUUAACUCUGUUAGAAGACUGAUGAUUUACAGGACAGAUCAGCCUAUCAGAACGAGCAGGAGAGGCGAGAAAAUGCAGAUCGGCCUGGGUAAAGACGACACGAGUCUACUUGCUGGGCAAUUUGAUCAUGAAGCAUCCAGAAGGAGGCGUUCGACAUUACCAUUAAAAGCAUGGUCCGGUCACCAAAAACUAAAUAAUGUUAGAACAGGGAUUGCUCAGAGUCCCCUGACCUGGGCCAUCUUUGGUGCAGGUGACGAUCAAACAGAAAACCAGUUGCUAGGUGAUUUGAGUGUGACGAUCGAAGCUUCUAUGUCAAGGCAGAGGCUGCGAAGAAUUCGCCGAAGUCGGAGAGGUACGCAAUAUGAUCUUUUACCUAUCCUAAGCUUUUUGUAUUGA